Messenger RNA from Camellia sinensis, 595 nucleotides. The record is from RefSeq and is a predicted model, not a curated record. Lineage: Eukaryota; Viridiplantae; Streptophyta; Magnoliopsida; Ericales; Theaceae.
AUGAAAGAUAUAGUAGAAGAUUAUUUUGGAAUUUACAGAUACACUGGCCCCCUUCAUGCUUGUGAGGAGAUUUACAUGCCCUUCAACCAUGGGGAAAACCACUGGUUGUGCUUGAAUGUAAACAUGGAAAAACGGGUUGCCUAUCUAUUCGACUCCAGCAGAUGUAUUGACACCGAUGAGGAUCGAAAAAAUCAAGCUACAUUAUUGGUACAAUCAUUGCAUAAGUUGCUUCAAUAUGCGCAUGGAGAAGAUUAUGUUCAAGAUGUUAGUUCGUUUGCAUUUCAAUGGUUGGAAGACAUGCCACGCCAAGACAACAGGGCUCGCCUGUUACUUGAUCUUGUGAUAUACAAGCAUAAUUCAGCUCCUAUUGUUGUUGAUAUCGCGCAAUAUAAAGCUGAACUCAGAGCUAGGGGUGAAUUGAAACGGAAGUAGAGGCUAUACGACUUUUGUGAUCUUGAAAGAAGGAAAGAUAGUGGAUAAGGUUGUGGGAGCGAACAAAGACGACUUUGAUUUUAAUUGAUGUAUUUAAAAUUUGAACAUGAAUUGUUUCUAUUCUUGGGUAUGCAAUGGAUUGUUUUUUUAUUUUUAAUUUGAA